AUGCUACAGUCGAUAUUUAAGCGAGUAUCGAUACAUUCGCGUAAUACAUUUAGCAUUCUAAGAACGAUGGCUACUACGAACAACCAGCUCAGUCAGUUAUACUUGGCGGAACGGAAUGCUCCCGUUAUUAUGCUCAGCGCUCGAAAAUUCUUUGAACAGCUAACUCAGAAGGAGAAACUAUAUGCCCACUACCUCGUUAAGGCGGCCCAUUGCGGCUCGCGUGUGGUAUUACGCCAAGUGUCUCACGAAAGCGAAUCGAUCUUUGAUAUGUUACUAAGUAUCCAUAAAGUGAUGGCCGGGCGCUACCAUGAAUCAGAAGAGAAUACUCUCUUCUUAGAGUAUACUUCUCAAUUCCUUAGCAACUUGGGGAACUUCAAUUCAUUUGGUGACACUAAGUUUAUUCCGCGCUGUACCCAAGGGCACUUCUUUUCCCUUUUGAAACAAGCCGGCCUCGACAAGAAAGCGAAGCCUGCCACUAAUGGAUGUCCAUUUAAAACCUAUAAAGAAUUAGUGGAGAUUGGCGUCUAUGCCGUUGAUGCCAAAUCUGCAAUGCUAGGUUUCCCGGAUCUUGGUCAUACGACGGCUUAUUACUUUAACUGCGUUAGUAAAGCCGACAUGCAGUUGUUGCAGAAGGAAGUCUUUGCCGCACUCGAUAUUAUGCCAGAGAAUAUCAGAGUGAAGAAAGGCGAUGAUGGGAACUUUGUAAUUCUAGUUGCGUCUGCAAAGAAGAAGGUCGCAGAGAACUAUCCUACGGGGCCUGUAAAAUUGUCUAAUGGUCGCACUGUGAAGUUUCAGUUUGGUGACCAUAACCGUGAGAUGAAGAUGAUCGCAGGAUAUUUGAAGAAGGCGAAGGAGUAUGCUGCAAAUGACACACAGCGCAAGAUGAUGGAGGAAUAUAUCAAGCAUUUCACUACGGGUGACAUGAAAGCCCACAAGGAAUCACAGAAAUUAUGGGUCAAAGAUCUUGCUCCUGUAGUUGAAACAGAUACAGGCUUCAUCGAGACAUACAGGGAUCCUGCAGGUAUCAUAGGCGAGUAUGAAUCUCUUGUUGCCGUAAGGAACAAAGAACAGACCAAAAAAUUUGCUGAAAUGGUGGCAGCUGCGGAAAAGUUCCUUUCUCUACUUCCUUGGGGGCCUGAAUAUGAGAAGCCAGUAUUCCAGGCACCCGACUUCACUUCUUUGGAAGUUUUAGCGUUCACUGGGAGCGGCAUUCCUUCUGGUAUAAAUAUUCCAAACUAUGAUGACGUGCGGCAAAACGUUGGCUUCAAAAAUGUGUCUUUAGGUAAUGUGGUCAGUGCCCCAAUCAAAGACCAGAACCCUACCUUUUUAUCUGAUACAGAUGGAGAGAUAUUCAAUAAGUAUUACAUUGAUGCAUAUGAGGUGCAGGUCGGUAUUCACGAGCUCUUGGGCCAUGGCUCUGGCAAACUAUUGUCUGAGCUACCAGAUGGUUCCUUCAACUUUGACAUAAAAAAUCCGCCACUCGGAGUUGACGGAAAACCUGUUUCUACAUACUAUGCCAAGGGUGAAACUUGGGCCUCCAAGUUUGGGCCGUUGGCCGGCCCAUUUGAAGAGUGUCGUGCUGAGGUCAUUUCCAUGUAUCUCUAUACUAAUCGAGAACUAUUGUCAAUCUUUGGCUUCACCACCAAAGAGGAGCAAGAUAAAAUCAUCUACACUUCCUAUCUCGUAAUGAUUCGGUCAGGCUUGAUGGCCUUGGACUUUUGGGACCCCGCUACCAAGAAUUGGGGCCAGGCUCAUAUGCAGGCUCGUUUCUCUAUCUUGAAGACAUUUUUGGAAUAUUCCCCAAACAAAGAAUUACUGAAACUAACCUACUCUCAAUCUGACUUUGAUGAUCUAAAGAUUGAGUUACGUGCUGACCUCAUUGAAACCGCUGGCCACGAGUCAAUGAAGGAUUAUUUGAGACACUUGCACAUAUACAAGGCAACUGGUGAUUUUGAGAAUGGGUCGAAGUACUUCGUUGAUAGAAGCACCGUCACGCCCGAAUUGGCAAAGUUUAGGGACGUGGUGCGCAAGAAGAAGCUUCCACGGAGACAGUUUAUCCAGGCCAAUUCGGUUUUGAAUACUAAGGGACAAGUUUUGUUGCGCGAAUACAAGUCAAAUUUUGAAGGAAUGAUUGAGUCUUUCGUUGAGAGAGAAUACUAA
Eremothecium gossypii ATCC 10895 is the source of this 2160-nucleotide messenger RNA. Its product is annotated as dipeptidyl-peptidase III. The transcript has a single exon. Gene Ontology annotation, cellular component: cytoplasm. Bases 1 to 2160 code for a protein of 719 amino acids. Gene Ontology annotation, biological process: proteolysis. The record is from RefSeq and is marked provisional. NCBI's taxonomy places the organism in Eukaryota, Fungi, Ascomycota, Saccharomycetes, Saccharomycetales, Saccharomycetaceae. Gene Ontology annotation, molecular function: dipeptidyl-peptidase activity; metalloexopeptidase activity.